This is a messenger RNA of Penaeus indicus, 3430 nucleotides long. It is a transcript of the gene Bap111, whose product is annotated as SWI/SNF-related matrix-associated actin-dependent regulator of chromatin subfamily E member 1-like. The transcript has 13 exons. Lineage: Eukaryota; Metazoa; Arthropoda; Malacostraca; Decapoda; Penaeidae. Gene Ontology annotation, biological process: negative regulation of DNA-templated transcription. Bases 358 to 2670 code for a protein of 770 amino acids. The record is from RefSeq and is a predicted model, not a curated record. Gene Ontology annotation, molecular function: nuclear receptor binding; nucleosomal DNA binding. Gene Ontology annotation, cellular component: SWI/SNF complex.
GUCGCCGCCAUCUUGCCUUGUUGUUCUCGUCCUCGCAGUGGCGUCCCCCAAAGUGCGUUAUUUUUAAGACUUUUACACCCUUUGUGAGUAUCAGAACACCUUACAUUGUCCCCUCCCUUUUGGUUUCAACCACGAUACCAACAUUUUAUGACUGAGAAGAAGAACAGAGUAAACAAAUGACAGAGGAACAAACAAGGCGAAAGAAAGGAAGAUAGAAUUUCUAUUCCAGUUUUACCAAAAACCUAACAGAGAGCGAGAGAGAGAGAGAACGAGGAGACCUCCAUUUCUUUCCCUUCUGAGGCGCGCGAGAGAGGGCAUUUACCUACAAGAUCUCCCCAUAAUUAUAAAAAAGAGAAAAUGGCAGCUGAGAUUCCGAGCCCCGGUCUAAGGGCCAGACCUGUUCCUGACGUGUUUGCUCCUGGACUCAGGAUGUCCCUGCCACCUAAUUACCGGCAGGUGGCCAUGAUGGGGACCACCCCUGCUCCUGGACCCACUCAUGUUUACAUGCCUGCGUCACCAAUGAUGAGCAACAUUUUAAAAGGCCGCCCUGCAGACCGACUGGCGCGCACCCCUAGCACCCCCUCCUCCUCCUCCAAAGGAGUGGGUGAGGCCAACGUCCCCAGCCCCUUCACGACCCCACACCACGGCAACCCAGCCUUCAACCCGCAGAAGAUGGGGACUGGGAAGGGGGUGAGUAAGCACAGCGGAGAGGGAAGGAUCCCAAAACCUCCCAAGGCCCCAGACAAGCCACUCAUGCCUUACAUGCGGUACUCACGAAAGGUUUGGGAUCAAGUGAAAGCUGCCAAUAAUGAUCUGAAACUUUGGGAGAUAGGCAAGAUUAUCGGGUCUAUGUGGAGAGACCUUCCCGAAGCUGACAAACAGGACUAUGUUGACGAGUAUGAGUCAGAGAAGCUUGAAUAUGAAAAGGCACUGAAAAGUUACCAUGCCUCACCCAGCUAUCAGGCGUACUUGAAUGCCAAAACAAAAGGUACUCUUGUGCCAACAGGAACUAUAGCCACAGAAGAGAAGGAGAUCCUGGACCGGUCUUCCAGCACCACCACAGUUGGCUCUAAGCUUGACCGACGCAUCGACAUUCAGCCAGCGGAAGAUGAAGAUGACUAUGAUGACGGCCUAAGUGUGAAGCACGUUUCGCACUCCCGUUACAUCCGCAAUCACCGUCUCAUCAACGAGAUCUUCUCCGAUACAAUGGUCCCUGAUGUACGCUCAGUAGUCACCAGUCAGCGGCUCACAGUUUUGCGUCGGCAGGUCCAGUCACUUACUAUGCAUCAGAAGAAACUGGAGACAGAGCUGCAGCAGAUUGAAGAGAAGUUUGAAGCAAAGAAGCGGAAGUUCAUUGAGGCCGGGGAUAGCUUCCAGGCUGAACUCAAGAAGGUCAAGGCCACCGCUCCAAAGCUGGAUGAGACCUCUUUUGCAUCUAUGGUUGAACGGCAAAAGGAGGUGCUACGGCGGGAGGCAGAGGAGAGGCAACGCACAGCACAGGGCCUCCCUUCACGUCCCCCCUCCACUUCCUCCUCCCAGGUGCAGCCUCAAAGCAAUGCAGCAACCAGAGAGGAUAGCAAUGAUGCAGCUGGCCCUGCACCCCAGAACACAGCCACACCAGUUGAUGCAGCAGCUUCCCCUGCCCCCAUGCAGGAAAACGACAUGGGUGGUGAAGACGAGAACAAGAUGGAAGCCUCCACUGCUGUGACGUCUACUGCUGCUGCAACUGCACCAAAUGUUCCGGCUCCUACCACUACCACUGCUGCUGCUGUUCCUGCUGUCAAUGGCCCCACCUCUGCUGCCCCCUCUGCUGCCCCUCCCCUUGCCCCGUCUGCUGCGGCUGGGGGAUCCUCCUCCCAAAUGACCUCCACUCCGCCCACCUCAGCCCAGAACACAGCAGCUCACAGUGAUGCGAGCAGUGUCCCUCGGCCAGCCCCCUCGGGUGUCUCGUCCAAUCCUGCUCCACUCCCUGGCACUCCCCAGGCCCCCCCUGUCUCUGUUGCAGCUCCUCCUCCUGCUCCCCAUCCAGCCCCUCCCCCAACCACUGCCCCAGCUCCAGCUCCUGUCCCAGGUCAGGGGCCACCACCACAGCAGGCUCCAGGUCCUGGUCCUACCCCUGGACAUGUUUCAGCCCCUGCUCCAGUCCAGGCUGCUGCCCAAGCUCCCCCAACCCCAGGCCAAGCACCACCACCCAAUCCAGGCUCUGUUCCAGCACCCAACCCUGCCCAGGCUCCUCCAGUUGUUCCCUCUCCCUCAGGACCUGCCCCAGCUCCUAUGACCAACAUGGCCACACCUCACCACCCACAGAUGCCCCAGAGCAAUGCCAUUCCUGGGAACAUGAUUUCUCACUCUGGCCAGAUGCCUCCUGCAAACAUGCCAACUGGACCCAUGGUUCCCCCCCACCCAGCCCAGAUGCACCCCACCAAUGCCAUCCAUGGCAACAUGGUCCCAUCUCACCCCAACCAGUUGCCUCCUGCCAGCUCCCUCCCUGGUGGCCUGCCCCAACCUCAUCCAACACAGAUGCAUCCUGCCGGUGCCCAUCCCCCUGGCAGCAUGGCCCCCUCCCAUCCCACCCAAAUGCCCCCAGCCAGUGCCAUGCCUGGGAACAUGGCCCCACACCCUGGUCCUGGCCAUCAACCUGGACCACCCACCUCUGCCCCUCCUUCUUAGUAUUUGUGUAAUGGUUGACGUACCUGCUCCUCCUUGGCACUUUCUCGAGCGCCACAGGAAUGCUGCACUCUCAUGUGAUUUCUACAGCAUUCUUUGCAGACUUGAGAGAGAGUCAUUUGCGAAGUCCUCAAGCAAGUUCUCCUGGUUGGAUGAUUUUCUGAGCAUGGUUGUUUGUGGCAUGUGUUUUGGAACAUAUAUAUUUUUUAAAUUCUUACAUUUUAUUUUUGUCUUACAAUUUAGGAUUGUCCAGUUUGUGCUUGACUUCAAGUUUGAGUUCAACACAGUUACUAGGAUACUUAGAAAAAUCCAUGCAAUUUAGGAUUAUGAUUUUUCUGUCACUUAUUUUUGUUGUAGAACACAGAGAGAUUUAUCUGAUAUUUGUGACUUCUUUUCACUUUUUUUUUUUAUACUUUUUUUCUUUCUUUUUUUUUUUUACUUUUUUUUUUUACCUUUGAUAAAAAUGAUGUACAUUAGGAUAAAGCCAUUCAUGUCCACCUGGCUAGUAUAGCUGUGGAAUAGUAUUGUUUAGGCAAAUUCUUGUAACAUUACUAGAAAAAUAAAAAUGUAUUCAAAAAAAUUAUAAUUGCAUUUUCAUCAUAAAGGCCAGAAUGAGGGGGAAUACAUAAUUUAUAUUGCAAGUGUAUUUAUAAGAUUACUGAUGGACAACCAAGAAAUAAAUAUGCAUUGAAUGUAUUGUGAAUUUAGUCACACUAAAUACAUGUAAUGUGCAUUUUUUAAUAAAACAUUCCCUUUUCAUAAA